Messenger RNA from Darwinula stevensoni, 421 nucleotides. The record is from the annotation of a GenBank genome assembly. Lineage: Eukaryota; Metazoa; Arthropoda; Ostracoda; Podocopida; Darwinulidae.
CUGUUCGAACCUGCACGGCAGCAUGGAGCGAGUCGCAGCAUCCAUCGUCUUCGCUUUCGUCCUCCUCCUCCUUCCCUCGGGAAGCCUGGAAGGCAGCAGCACCGCCGCCAGCUGCCCCGACACUGCUCCCUCCCGCUUAACUCUGACGACUACACCGUGCGGACGUUCGAGCUCUGUCUCAACGAGUCGAACCUGGCUCAAUCUGGUAUGGAACAACUUCCUGAGCUUCAUGAUGGGAAACACGGGUCUGGCGAGACAGAGCGACCUGAUCUACGGCGGGUCUCCGGCCACCAUCACGGAAGCCCCCUUCAUGGCCCACGUCGAUGCGCAGUUCCCCAGCGGCAAGGUUGGUGGCUGCAGUGCUUCUAUCAUCAGCGAGUACAGGAUCCUCACUGCCGCUCACUGUGUCGUCGACGAAAAC